CCGGCACAGUGUUUAGAAUGGAACCUGGAUGUGGGGACAUGAUCGGAGGUCGCCAGGGCAUUUCUGCCCAAAGCUUUUAUGUUUUGAACGGUUCAAUGACGAAAUUCCCAUGAGCACAUUUCCAUUGGAUGUCGACGUGCUGUUUUGAGUCUCUUAGGACAUGGAUUUAAUGUAAAUAUACAUCUGAAAAGGUGACCUGCAAUAUUAUUCCGGUUGAUUGUGAAUGAGAAACUGGUUACGCCCUGGACUAGUCGCCAUUUUAGCACAGGCUUUGUAGGGUGCCAGGAGCUUUUCCCAGUUGACUUCAAGCAAAAAAGUGGACUACGCCCUGAACUGGUUGCCAGUCACUUGCAGGGCACACAUGGAUAACCACUCACAGUCAGACCAUCGCUGAGUGGGACCUGAACCCACAUUGCCUGCACCCAGACAUGAGCCAUUCCGAUGAAGAUUCAGCUCCUGGUGGCACCGUGCAGAAAAGGAACAUCCAAAUCAUUGAGUGGGAGGACCUGGACAAAAAGAAGUUCUAUUCUUUUGGAGUGUUCAUCACCUUAAGCAUCAGAGCCACAGUCUACCCGGCCACUCUCAUCCGGACUCGGCUUCAAGUGCAACGGGGCAAAUCGCUUUAUGGCGGCACCUUCGACGCCUUUGUUAAGAUCCUGCGGGCUGAAGGCAUUCGGGGCCUCUAUCGCGGCUUUAUGGUGAACACCUUCACUCUCAUCUCUGGCCAGGCGUACAUUACCACCUAUGAGCUUGUGAGGAAGUAUGUCUCCAAGUAUUGCGAGGAUAACACAGUCAAGUCGGUGGUGGCGGGUGGCUUGGCUUCCAUGGUGGCUCAGAGCAUAACUGUCCCCAUAGAUGUGGUGUCUCAGCAGCUGAUGAUGCAGGGCCAAGGGGAGCGGCUCAGUCGCUUUCGCCUCAGUGGGGACUUGCAGACCGGCAAGCCCAAGCGAGUCUUGGGACAAACCAGGAGCAUAGUGGCCCAAAUAUUUGCUGCUGAUGGUUUACCGGGUUUCUACAGAGGAGCGGUUGCUUCUUUACUCACCUACAUCCCAAACAGUGCUGUCUGGUGGCCUUUUUAUCACUUUUAUGCAGAGCAGCUGUCAAAUCUGGCCCCCUCUGACUGCCCUCAUCUUGUUCUACAGGCCAUGGCUGGUCCGCUUGCUGCGGCCACAGCCUCCACCGUCACCAACCCAAUGGAUGUCAUUAGAGCCAGAGUGCAGGUUGAAGGUCGCAGUUCAAUCACGGAGACCUUCAGGCAGUUGAUCAAGGAGGAGGGCUUUUGGGGAAUGACCAAAGGGUUGUCAGCACGCAUCAUUUCAUCCACCCCCACUGCCAUUGUUAUGGUGGUCGGCUACGAGAGCCUAAAAAAAUUUAGUUUGCGACCGGAGCUGGUGGACUCCAGACAUUGGUAGAAACCACGUGAAUGACUUCAGCACCGAGCCACAUUUGGAUCUAACCGUGGUGUGCAAUGACUGUCGCACCCACUAUUUUUUUUUUUUUUUUUAAUGGGACACACUCGGAUGCGAAUGAAGAGUACACAAGAUGAAGACAGGACACAAGAACUAGAAUACCUCGCAUUAUUCUAACAGAAAAAAAUGUUUCAGACAGAUUUUAUUUUCUGAUUCUGACUGUGUCUUUGCAGUUGUUCAGAAAGUCACUGUUCUAUCUUGUGUUUGUUAAGCCAACGUAGAGUGGGCCCACAUCUGAAACUGAUUUUCCUCAGCUUAUACGAGUUGUGGGUGUUGGUCUUUUGUUUUUUUUGCCUUUUCCCAGGAAAUCAUGACACAAGAUCUAUUAGUUUAUUUUUUUUCUGUGACCAAGUCAUUUAGUUGUGUGUGUUCCUAACAAUAAAUGACAAAACUGCAAAUUCCAUGUAACUCUGCUCACAGUAUAUGUCAUUUAUAUUUUAUCAUUGCUUUUUAGAUACAAAAGAAAUGGUGCAUUAUUGUUUAUGUCUUAAAAGAACGUAUGAUGGAUAAUUUUUGUUUUAGUGUUUAUUUCUUGAAAAUGAGCAGUUAACUGGAGUCAUUUAAAUUUGUUUGACUCGGCGUACAUGUUUUUUUGGGAUGGGGGCAAUUUUAAACUAGUGUAUAUAUACGUGGAGUCAUUGCACUGUGUCACUAUGUCAGUUGAGCUUUAGUAGGAUUUCAAGAAUUAAAAUUACCUUAUAUUAUAAAGCAAUGUUAAUAACUGAAGAAUGCAUGUUGAAAAUACAGUCCCCGCUAAGCACUGGAACAGCAAGUUCAAUUUUUUUUUUUUUUGAUACUUAAGAUAUUUGGGUGUCGGAUAAAAAGAUGACUAUCAGAAGUUCAGAAUUCCAGCUUUUAUUUCAUGGUAUUUACAUCUUAAUGUGUUCAACAACUUGGGGCGCAGCAACUUUUGUUUGAAGCCACCCACUUUUCAAGUCUGUAAAAGUAUUGGAAGAGACAUUAUUAAAUUAACUUAAUGUAAGUAACAUCUACCAGUGAUAAAUGUGGCAUAAACCUUACUUUUAAUAACUCCAUCAAGCCUGGGAUCCAUUGACUUCACCAGACUGUUUAGUUUUCAUUUGAAAUGCUUUUCCAGACUUUUACUGAAGCCUGUUUCUGGAGGUUUCUCCCUUUAGUCUCUGUUUUAAGGAGAUAAAAUGCAUGCUCUAUUGGGUUAAGGUCCAGUGAUUGACUUUGCCAGCCUAAGAGCUUUCACUUUUUCCCCCUGAUAAAGUCCUUUAUCUUUUGUUUUGGGUCAUUGUCUUGGUGCAUGAUGAAGUGUCUCCCGAUUAAUUUGGAUGCAUUUUUUUUCUGUAAAUUGCCAGGCAAAAUGGUCUUGUAGGCUUAAGAAUUCAUUCUGCAUCAUCAGUAACGACUAGAGUUACAGAAGCCCAAGUCAUGAAAUUACCGCCACCAGAUGAGGAUGUGAUUUUUAGCUCAGAAGCAGAUUCUUUUUCUUUCUUUCUUCAUACUUGGGUCUUUCCAUUACUUUGGUAGAGGUUAAUCUUGUUCUCAUCAGUCCAUAAAACUUUGUUCCAAAAUGUUUGUGGCUCAUCUCUGCAAAAUCCAAUAGUUGUUGUUGUUUUUGAUGAGUGCUUUGUGUCUCGUGAUAUGGCCUGUAUAUUUCUUUGUUUGCAUUAAGUAUGUGUAAGUAUUUUUCAAAAGGUCGUUUGUGAUAGCUUUACUCCUCCUCAGUGGAGGUUAGCAGUGAUGUCACCCAACUGUUGUCUUUUGGCUGUUUCUGUCAUCAACUGCUCAUGAGGCCUUUGGCGACCAACAACUUUUCAACAACUACACUUUGCAGUUUUUCUUUUGCAGGAGAUUCCUUUUUGUUGUAUUGGUUGUGCCCAAUGAUUGUACAAUACCGCUGAUCGAUUUUCCCUCUGCUCCUCAGUUUCGAAAUGGUUUGCGUAACAGCAAAUGCAUUUUUCACAGGUGAAACCCAAAGCCCAAAAUAAGAACUAAUACAUAUUUAAGGAACAAAUCUAAAUAACAACACCUAAGAGCAAUUACAAACAUCCUUCACUCAUGUUCCAAUACUUUUGCUCACUUGAAAAGUGGGUGGCUCCAAACAAAAGGUGCACAACCUUGUUAACACCUCUAAAUUUAAACACUAUGAAAUAAAAGAGGGAAUUCCAAACUUUUGUCUCACAUUCAUCUUUUGAUCUGGAAUCCAAAUGUCUUCAGGAUAUAACACACACCAAGGACUUGACUUUGCUAUUCCAAUACCUUUGAAGAGGACUACAAAUCAUAGCUGCUUUUAAUUUAUGUAAAAAAAGCUGUUUUUGUUUCUUUUGUUACCUUGCAAAAUUCUUUUGAGAACAAGCAGUGUGAUGUCGUCGCUGAUAUUUCCUUUGUACAGAUUCUCUGCACGUUCACACUUCCAUAACAUUUCACUUUUGUCUGUACUAUGAAACACAUAAAAGAUCUGGUCAUCCCUAUUUUAUCAUUACAUUAUUUUGCUUUUGUGUGUCUACACAUUACUUGCUGAAUGGAUCAAUGGCAGCAUUUGCUUUUUAUUGUUACUGAAUCUAAAAUAAAUAGACAAUAUUGUUGACCAUUU
Molecule: messenger RNA, 4032 nt
Organism: Syngnathoides biaculeatus (alligator pipefish)
Lineage: Eukaryota; Metazoa; Chordata; Actinopteri; Syngnathiformes; Syngnathidae
Product: solute carrier family 25 member 44-like
Exons: 6
Coding region: 429-1412 (327 amino acids)
Biological process (GO): branched-chain amino acid catabolic process; transmembrane transport
Cellular component (GO): mitochondrion
Molecular function (GO): branched-chain amino acid transmembrane transporter activity
Source: RefSeq, a predicted model, not a curated record